ACGUUUCUUCUACAGGAAGUUAUAACGUUCACUAGUUCCAGGUCUCUUCCUAUUCGAAAAGAGCAGGUGUUGGAUCCACAACAUGGCGGAAGGCGCAUUUACGAAGGCCGUUAAUCAAAAAUACCCUGGAUUUACCUAUGAAGCCGAAGGGAAGUGGAGAGGCCCUUUCUGUUUCGUCCAUGCAGCAGACACACAGUUUGGCUUGAUUGACUCGUGGAAUGGAGUCCCGCUUGCCGAGCAAAAGUGGGAGAAAGAGAUCGUGUUAACACGUAAGGCUAUCGUGGCCGCAAACAACUUGUCACCGAAACCUAGAUUCUUUGUGGUUUGUGGUGAUCUCGUUAACGCGUUUCCUUGGGAAGAAUAUAACGAUUCACAGGCCGAGGAUUUUAAGAAGGUUUUCAAAGAACUUGAUCCGAGCAUACCACUAAUUUGCGUGUGUGGAAACCACGAUAUUGGAGAUUCGCCAACGCAACAGUCAUUACAGAAGUACCGCAGCAAUUUUGGCGAUGACUUUUAUUCUUUUUGGGUUGGAGGAGUCUUCUUCAUUGUUCUUAAUAGCCAAUUUUACAAAGAUGCAAGUCAAGUGAUUGAUCAGAAACAAGAACAGGACAGAUGGCUGGAUGAACAGCUUGAGUUUGCAAAAUCAUGCGAUGCACAUCAUAUUGUGAUGUUUCAACACAUUCCUUGGUUUUUUGGCAAUCCUGACGAGAAUAACGAUUACUUUAAUAUCGAGUUAAAUCUACGCAAACAAAUGCUAUCGAAAAUGAAAAAUGCAGGGAUCAAAUAUGUAUUUGCUGGUCAUUAUCACAGAAAUGCUGGUGGCUUUGAUCAAGAGUUGGAAAUGAUUGUCACGAGUGCUAUUGGCCAGCAAAUUAACAAUGAUAAAGAUUCUGGGAUGAGGAUUGUAUGUGUGGGCUCAGAAAAAAUUACACAUGAAUAUUAUGAACUUGACAGUGUUCCAACCUGCGUAACUCUCUAGUUGUCUGUUUGAUAUUCAUCUGUGUGGAAGAUUUAUGAAAAUCCAGCGCAGUCAGAUCCAAAAAUGAAAACAAGUUAUGAUUUCAAGAAUGAGAGGUAUCCUUUUCAUCAUGUUCUGCCCAUUGAACCAACUUUACUCAAGAGUCAUUUAAUUUCAAACACUAGUUAUCAGCUCAAUAUAAUCAUAGGAAAUUAUAUCAGAGUUGGGUUAAGAAUAGACUUUGUCAGAGACCCCAAGUCCUGUUGUUUAUUUGCUUAGUACCUGGUAGCUUGUACUGUACUGAUAAUUUCAUUAAAUCAAUAAAUCAGUUAUUACUUUGAAUUACAGUUUUUAAGUAAUACUUUGAGAAAGAAGACCAAUUCAAUUAUGGCUUUGGCAAGAAUAGCUUUCUAGGGAACUACCAAAAAGUAAUGGGAUGGUUAGAAGGCCAGUAACAAAGUAAAUAACAAGUGGGGGUGAACUUUUAUGUCAAUAGCACUUACAUGUAAGCCUGGAAAAACUAAGAGACCAAUAAUUCACUUGUGACAGUGGUUACAUGUGGCACAUAAGUGAGAAUAAAGAAAAAACCAAUCUUGCAUCUUCCUUCAACAUGUAACUAGAUCAUUUGAAUUCAAUUUUUCUUGCUUUUAAUUUAUUUUUUAUUUCUUGAUGUGUGCCAUAUUUAUUUAGAAGAUUAAAACAGAAGCUGUUUUAAUGGCAGUACAGCAAAUGUAGUUGGUUCUAUCAGUUACCUGCUGUCCUAUCCUAUAAUGUAUUAAAACUUAUUUUUACUGUCAUGUUAAUCACUAUUAAUAUGACUUUGUAUGGUUUGUAGUUAUUGCACAAAUUUUAGAUUAUUAUAAGAAAUAAAUUG
Molecule: messenger RNA, 1832 nt
Organism: Pocillopora damicornis (cauliflower coral)
Lineage: Eukaryota; Metazoa; Cnidaria; Anthozoa; Scleractinia; Pocilloporidae
Product: serine/threonine-protein phosphatase CPPED1
Molecular function (GO): hydrolase activity
Source: RefSeq, a predicted model, not a curated record